Podospora bellae-mahoneyi is the source of this 1260-nucleotide messenger RNA. RefSeq lists its product as uncharacterized. Gene Ontology annotation, biological process: monoatomic cation transport; transmembrane transport. The transcript has 3 exons. Gene Ontology annotation, cellular component: membrane. The record is from RefSeq and is a predicted model, not a curated record. The coding region runs from base 1 to 1260 and encodes 419 amino acids. Lineage: Eukaryota; Fungi; Ascomycota; Sordariomycetes; Sordariales; Podosporaceae. Gene Ontology annotation, molecular function: monoatomic cation transmembrane transporter activity.
AUGGUAACAGGAGUCAGCCCCCCUGAAAAUGCACCAGCUUCCACCUCCCCCGAGAUCCAGUCGGAUGCCCAGCCCGGAGCAGAUCCAGCCAGUACAGCAGCUGAGAAAGAAGUCGCCAUUCCAGCCGGUCCAACCAGACAAGCCACGACAACCUCGCUCGCGGAUCCUCUCGAUAUUGCUAGGCACCGUCGUGAGAACAUCAGUCAGAAGCAGAUGAAGAUUGAGCAUCCUAAAGGCAACAAGCGGAGACUCAAGAAGUACUAUGCCCAGCAGAAUGCUCUUAUUGACGACUUCCUGGGUGCCGAUGAUGAAGAGCAGGUUGCCAUUGAGAAAGAUGCGAAAUAUGCCCCCAAGAUCAAGUUUGCCAUCAGGGGCUCCUUUAUCAUCAACUUUUGCCUGUUCAUCAUUCAGCUGUAUGCCGCCAUCUCGACCGGAUCUUUGGCUCUCUUCGCCACCACGGCCGAUGCUUUCAUGGAUCUUGUUUCGUCGUUCGUGAUGUUGAUAGCCUCGUGGCUUGCUGCGAGGCCCAGCGUGUACAAGUAUCCUGUGGGCCGUACAAGAAUAGAAGCCAUGGCCAUCAUUCUGUUUUGUGCAUUGAUGACUACUGUUGCUAUCCAGCUGUUGCUCAUAGUCUUUGCCAAGGGUAGCAUGAUGGUGUACUGCUUGAUGUAUCGCAGGUUCCCAACCGUGUUCAUCUUCUACAUCGACCACCGCAACGACAUUGCCAUCAACAGCUUCGGUUUGAUCAUGGCGGUCGUUGGCGAAAAGAUUGCGUGGUACCUGGACCCCAUCGGCGCCAUCCUCGUUGCGUUGAUCAUCCUGUUUUCGUGGGUGUCCAACGCCUUUGAGCACAUCUGGCUGCUGGUGGGCAAGUCGGCGCCCAAGGAGUUCAUCUCCAAGCUCAUCUACAUGGGCGUGACACACGACGACAGGAUCCUCAAGGUCGACACAUGCCGAGCGUACCAUGCCGGCCACAAGUACUUUGUCGAGAUGGACAUUGUCAUGGACGAGGGGCUGCCACUAAAGGUGACGCAUGACGUGGGCCAGGACCUGCAGCGUAAGCUCGAGGGUCUGGCUGAUGUUGAGAGGGCGUUUGUGCACGUCGACUAUGACCACCAACACGACGUCAACGAGGAGCACAAGCCCUUGUUUGCGCCUAAGAGCAACGUCAAGCGAAGCCUGAAAGAUAUCAUCCUGUUCAGGAAACCGAAGAUGGCCGCUUCCGGAGACUCGUCAAGCGAGACGACCGCCACUCAAUGA